Messenger RNA from Fusarium odoratissimum NRRL 54006, 2900 nucleotides. Its product is annotated as signal transducing adaptor molecule. Gene Ontology annotation, cellular component: ESCRT-0 complex. NCBI's taxonomy places the organism in Eukaryota, Fungi, Ascomycota, Sordariomycetes, Hypocreales, Nectriaceae. The transcript is spliced from 5 exons. Gene Ontology annotation, molecular function: ubiquitin binding; phosphatidylinositol binding. The record is from RefSeq and is a predicted model, not a curated record. The coding region runs from base 586 to 2502 and encodes 638 amino acids. Gene Ontology annotation, biological process: protein transport to vacuole involved in ubiquitin-dependent protein catabolic process via the multivesicular body sorting pathway.
GCGAGCGAAAGGUAAAAGCGAAGCUGGAAGCCUGUUCUGCUAAACACUCGCUACCUACAAACUCUCUUCACGGGCCUGCCUUACUUUAUUAACGAGUUCGUUUUGUUUUUCACACUCGACCCAUUCACUAUUAUCUCGCCCUGAAGACAACGCCAGACGCCUACGACGCUUUACUUACCCUUUGAGAGUAAUCGAGCAAACCAGAAGUGACGUGCCUGUGGAGUGCGACCACCGACGACGUAACCCAGGGUCUUGGUACGGGACCUUCGUCUCGCAUCUCGCAUCAUUAUCACCAGCCUUCUUCCACCACCAAACAACAACAUCGUCGGUUUCGUCGAGACUAUUCUUCUAUAUAUACGGUGGAUAUUCGCAUUAGAUACCCAAGGCUCUCAGCCGACGAAUUCAUCCCGCGCCUCUCUCGCGUUGACUACAUCCCCGCCAAUAACUGAUACCCCAAGUCAAAUCGCCAACCACCAUGUUCCGAGCCUCAGCAGCAGGCCCUUAUGAUGAGGUCGUCAGUAUGUAGCGCCCUCCGCUUUAUUGGGUUCGGGCAAGAGAAUCUCAAUAACUUUCUCUCGUCUCGAUAUGUGCUUUCUUGCGACUAACACCGGUAUAGCCAAGGCCACCGACGAGAACCUCACGUCUGAGGAUUGGGGCGCCAUUAUCGAGGUCUGCGACAAAGUAGGCAACGACCAAAAUGGCCCCAAGGAGGCUGUUCAGAGCAUCAUUAGACGUCUUGCGCAUCGCAACGCCAAUGUCCAGCUUUACACUCUUGAGCUUGCGCAUGCACUAGCCCAAAACUGUGGGAAGAACAUGCACCGUGAACUUUCCAGCCGUGCCUUUACGGAUGCCCUCCUCCGUCUUACCAACGACCGUAAUACCCACACACAAGUCAAGUCUAAAAUUAUCGAGCACAUGAAGAGCUGGUCCGAGAUGUUCAGCAGCGAUCCCGAGUUGGGCAUUAUGAGCGAUGCCUACAACCGUGCCACACGAAGCAACCCGAACAUCCAGCCCCCAAGUGCUCCUCAAAAGCAGGGCCUCACCGAGCUCGAUCGCCAGAAGGAAGAGGAUGAAUUGCAGAUGGCUCUCAAAUUGAGUCUGCAGGAGGAGGAGCGCAAGAAGACUGCUGCAAGCAGUCCAGGCGCACAAGCCGGUCCUAGUGGCCAGACAGAGAGCCCUGCUCCUUCUGCGCCAGCUGGAACUACAGCGGCCACGGUGAGCCGGGUACGUGCGCUCUUCGACUUUGCUCCUUCUGAGCCCGGAGAGCUGGAAUUCAAGAAGGGUGAUGUGAUUGCUGUUCUCGAGAGUGUAUACAAGGACUGGUGGCGAGGCUCUCUCAGGGGCAAGACUGGCAUCUUCCCGCUCAACUAUGUCGAAAAGCUCACCGAUCCCACACCGGAUGAAUUACAACGCGAGGCUCAGAUGGAAGCCGAGGUGUUCGCCGAGAUCAAGAACGUUGAGAAGCUCCUCACGUUAUUGAGCACUUCCAACACAGCGCCCCGAGAGGAAGAUAACGAGGAGAUUUCCAAGCUUUACCACCAGACUCUUGCGAUUCGACCCAAGCUUAUCAAGCUGAUCGAGAAGUACUCUCAGAAGAAGGAUGACUUUACACAGCUGAACGAAAAGUUCAUCAAGGCUAGACGGGACUACGAGGCUCUGUUGGAGUCUUCCAUGGCCCACCCUCCUCAGCACAACUACCAGCAAUACGCAAUGCGACCGGGUCCCGGUCAGGGCUAUCCUCAAGCUGGCGGAUAUCCUCCCCAGGGAGCAGCUCCUCAGGACCCCUCAAGAUAUUAUACUCCUGGCCCACAAGAACAACCUCCUUAUCAAGCAUCGUCUCCUCCCCCUAACUUCCAGAACCAACCUCAAGGUCAACCGGCACCUUUCUAUGUAGCAGGAGCUGAGGUGCCCGCUGGUUCGCAGCCCUACCCUCCCCGGAACGAGUCUCCUUCCAAUGGUAAACAGCCAGCCCCUAUCAAUACCUCGACACCGGGCCCGAACUUCAACCCUUACAACCAAUCUCAGAGCAACAACCCUUACACGCAAGCGCCUACGGGAGGACGGCCUGGUAGCACAUACGGAGCCCAAGAGUUGGCUACAUCUGUCUACGAUUCCCCUAUAGCAACCAACAACCCACACCAACCGACUUCGGCUGCCACAUUUUCAAGCUCGGUGUAUUCUCCUGAAGAGCCCAACGAGAACGCCAGCGCACCACCCCCUGGUCCUUAUGCAACGCAUCAGCAGCAGCCUCAACAAUACCAGAGCUACAACCCUUCCCAAGUCCCUCCCAUGCCCACAGGGUCAGCUCCCCCUCCUCCUCAGAGUGUCAUGACACCUCCCCCUCUGAACCCUGGAAAUGCCGGCGGAUAUGACGCUCGUCAUGGUCUGCCCAGCCAAGGUGGUGCUGGUGGUCAGGCUCAAUACAAGCCUUAUGUGCCACCCGGCGAUGGUCCUUCGGCUCCUGCACCAGACAGUUACUAUCAAAGCGGUGGAGUUUACUAAGGAUUUGAUGAUUUGGAGGAUAGUCGACUGCUGCUAUAGCUUCAAUACAUUCCUGACGCGUGCAUAACGCGGGGACUUUUUGUUUUAGUGGUCAAGUUUUUUUGCUUGGGUUGAUCAUUCCUGGGCUCCUGUUGAUUUGGUCCUUGAAGCUUCUGAUCGUUAUAUUUAUUAUUUGCCAUGUCUAUUCCAUACGAGUUGCCUUAUAGUCGCUAGUUGGAUUAGUUUGCGUAUUGCAACGUUAUAGAUGAUGGGCUGGACUAGGGGGGGUUUAUGUUGAGAAUUAAAGACCAGGUCAAAGCAAGCUUCGGAUUGAAUGUCUCCCACUCUGUAGUUCAUGACAUUAAUUCUAUGCUUUUUUAUGUUCUAUUCAAAUAUUUUGGAUCGGAUGAUAUAUCCAU